CCUCUCGUCUUUUACCCACUCUCUCUCUCGCUCUCUCUCUCUCUCUGCACACAAAAACGUGAAAUAGAGCCAAAGCAACUACUCUCUCUGCAAAAACGAAACGCUCAACCCGACUACCCGACCCGAGAAAAAACAAGCCUGAACCCGCACUGACAGCUCGGAAAGCACGUCAAGCAUGUGAGGUAAAGCAUGACGAACAGGAAAAGGCUCAGAACCUCUAGAAGAACCACCGCCGCCGCUGCACAAUCGGAUUUCUUCGACGACUUGCCUGACGAUCUCGUCGUCUUCAUCCUCUGCAAGCUCAGCUCCUCCGCUUCCUCUCCCUCCGAUCUCAUCAACGUCCUCAUCACAUGCAAGAGAUUAAACCGGUUCGGGCUUCACUCUCUGGUACUAUCGAAAGCCGGUCCAGGAGCUUUUGCUAUCAAGGCCAAGAACUGGUCCGACUCGGCUCACCGCUUUCUCAAGCUCUGCGUUAGCGCCGGUAACAUCGAAGCUUGCUACACUCUCGGAAUGAUCCGAUUUUAUUGCUUACAAAACCGAGGCAGUGGCGCUUCGCUAAUGGCCAAGGCCGCCAUGCGGUGCCACACGCGUGCGCUCUACUCCCUCGCCGUGAUUCAGUUCAACGGCAGCGGCGGCUCCAAGAAAGAGAAGGACCUACGCGCCGGCGUGGCUCUCUGCGCACGCGCCGCCGGGCUCGGCCACAUCGACGCGCUCCGCGAGCUCGGGCAUUGCCUCCAGGACGGUUACGGUGUCCGCCAGAACGUCUCGGAGGGACGACGCCUCAUAGUCCAGGCCAACGCGCAGGAGCUCGCGACGGUUAUAACCUCCGCCACGUGGCGGUCCCACCAGUACCAGCACUUCUACGCGUGCCUGACGGGGUUGGUUAGUUGCCCGCUGCUGAGCGACUUUGGGUGCAACGUUCCCGGGCCGGAGGUCCACCCGGCGAACCGGUUCAUGAAGGAGUGGUUCGGGUCGGGUCGGUGGUUGGAGGGCGUUGGGCUGAGGAUGUGCUCGCACGUGGGGUGCGGGAGGCCCGAGACGAGGCCGCACGAGUUUCGGAGGUGCUCGGUUUGUGGUACGGUCAAUUACUGCUCGCGUGGGUGUCAAGCGCUGGAUUGGAAGCUGAGGCACAAGGUUCAGUGUAAGCCGAUCGAACGGUGGCUAGGGGUUGAUGGCGGUGGCGGUGGCGGUGGUGAUGGAGUUGAAGGCGGAGAGGGUGAGAAUGUGGUGGUGGAAUAAUAUGGGGAUAUUAAAAAGAAAAGAAAUUUAUUUUAUUAAUUUGGGUGAAAUUAUUAUCAUUUAUUAGUUUUUUUUUUUUCCUGGAAUACUUUUUAGUUCAUGACCACAGUACAGAUGGGGAUUUUGGCUAUUUAAGAUAUGAGUGAAUAUUUAAUAUUGGACUUUA
Rosa chinensis is the source of this 1405-nucleotide messenger RNA. Its product is annotated as F-box protein At1g67340. The transcript has 3 exons. Gene Ontology annotation, molecular function: protein binding. The record is from RefSeq and is a predicted model, not a curated record. The coding region runs from base 190 to 1239 and encodes 349 amino acids. NCBI's taxonomy places the organism in Eukaryota, Viridiplantae, Streptophyta, Magnoliopsida, Rosales, Rosaceae.